Messenger RNA from Penicillium salamii, 2688 nucleotides. NCBI's taxonomy places the organism in Eukaryota, Fungi, Ascomycota, Eurotiomycetes, Eurotiales, Aspergillaceae. The record is from the annotation of a GenBank genome assembly.
AUGGCGGACGCCCAAGAGGACCUUUCCUCCUUGCCUUUACCCGACCGGUUCUCCCAUAAGAACUGGAAAGUCCGCAAGGAGGGCUACGAAGAUGCCAAAGCACAGUUUGAAAAGACCCCUGAUGAAUCACACCCGGUUUUUGUGCCGUUCAUGCAAGACCCCGGCUUGUGGAAAGGCGCGGUGGCAGAUUCAAACGUAGCAGCACAACUAGAAGGACUCGGGGCAUACUGCGCCUUCUUACAGUUUGGAGGAGUUCAGGCCUGUACAAGGACCCGCGGAUACACCAUUGGACCAAUCGCAGAGAAAGGUCUACCAUCGACACGACCGGCCGGCAAGGCCAGCGCUCAGGAAGCGCUUCUAUUAUGUGUGGAGUUGGACAAGGCGGACCCGGUGAUCGAAGAGCUGCUGCCCACACUGUCACAUAAAGUACCCAAGGUAGUGGCGGCCUCACUCGCAGCAUUUACCGCCAUUUAUCACAAUUUCGGAUGCAAGAUCGUCGACCCAAAGCAGACUUUGAAGGCGCUCCCCAAGGUUUUCGGCCAUGCCGAUAAGAAUGUCCGAGCCGAGGCUCAAAAUCUUACCGUUGAGCUAUACAGGUGGCUACGCGAGGCUAUCAAGCCUCUCUUCUGGGCCGAUCUAAAACCGGUUCAGCAAGGAGAUCUGGAGAAAUUAUUUGAGAGCGUGAAGCAGGAACCCGCUCCAAAGCAGGAGCGAUUCACUCGAGCACAACAGGAUGCUAUGGCUGAAGCCAGUAGUGCACCUGCAGGCGAGGAGGGCGAUGAACCAAUGGGCGACGAGUUUGAUGAAGAGGAGGAUGGAGUGGUUGUUGAUGCGUUUGACCUGGCCGAGCCGGUCGACGUCUUCAAGAAGAUCCCUGACAACUUUCACGACCAACUUGCGUCAUCUAAAUGGAAGGACCGCAAGGAAGCGCUUGAUGCCCUCUAUGCUGUGAUCAACGUGCCACGAAUCAAAGAUGGGCCCUACGAUGAGGUCGUGAGGGGAUUGGCCAAGUCGAUGAAGGACGCUAACGUUGCCGUUGUCACGGUGGCUGCAAACUGUGUCGAUGUUUUGGCCAAGGGUCUGCGUAACGGCUUCACAAAGUACAGAAGCACUAUCAUGGUACCCAUGUUUGAACGUCUAAAAGAAAAGAAGACGACUGUGGCAGAUGCGUUAGGUCAGGCGUUAGAUGCCGUCUUCACAACAACAACCCUUUCCGACUGCCUAGAGGAGAUUUUCGAAUAUCUCAAACACAAGAACCCACAGAUCAAGCAAGAGACGGUCAAAUUCCUGGUCCGCUGUCUGCGCACGACCCGGGAGGUACCAUCCAAACCUGAGCAGAAGUCAAUCGCUGAUGCUGGCACCAAAUUGCUUACCGAGUCAGCACCGGCAGUCCGUGAAGGAGCCGCCGAAAUUCUUGGUACAUUGAUGAAGAUCUUGGGUGAACGGGCCAUGAACCCAUACCUGGAUGGUCUUGACGAGAUUCGCAAAACCAAGAUCAAGGAAUACUUUGGCACCGCAGAAGUCAAGGCCAAGGAGCGCCCCAAGCCCAUUGUGGCUCCUCCCAAGCCUGCGGCCCCAGCAGGCCGGAAGGUUGUUGGCAAGAAGCCAGCUGCCUCAGGACUGAAGAAACUCGCCCCUGCAGCUGCACCCCCUGUCCCAGAGGAGCCCGUGUUGAAGCCUCCGCCCAAGGCAGUCGCCUCAAGGCUUGGUGCCCCAAAGGCUGGUGGCCUCCCGACUCCUGGCUCGGGUCUCAAGCUCCAGAGAAAGCUUGCUGGGCCAGGAACCGCCGCAUCGCCCUCGAGGCGAGUCGCGCCACCCCCCGAAGAGGACGUGGCACCUCCACCGGCCGCCCCUAAAUUCGGGAUGGGGCGAGGUCUUGCCGGUCGUCCCAUCGCAAAACCAUCACCGGUCGAGCCUGUUGCUCCUGCUGCACCGGCACCUAAUCCUAUGGCAGCAGCCGAUCGAGCCGAACUCGAAGAGCUUCGGAUGGAGAAAGAAAAGUUCAACCGAACCGUUGAAGAAAUGAAAUCCGAGCGCUCGAAGCUCAACUCCACAAUUACUGAACUUCAGAACCAAAAUGCACAGUUGAUUGAAGAUCAUACCCGGGACGUCCUGAGCAUCAAGGCGAAGGAGACACAGCUAGUGCGAGCCCGGAGUGACGCCGAAGCUGCAGAGGGCAAUGUACAAAAGCAACAACGCGAAAUUGAGCGAUUGAAGCGUGAACUUGCACGAGCCCUCCGUGCGUCAGCCAUCAGCCCACCGAAUGCCAUGUCUGAUGCUGGUGGCAUGGGUAUGCAGGAAGGCUCCAUUUACUCAGACCACAACAGCAACGCCGCUGCACGGUCAGGUCUUCACAUGGGAUCUCGUUUCGAGAGCUCGCGCCGAAGUUAUGCCUCCGCUAGUCCUGUCGAGGACAAGGAGAAUGGUGGUAUGGACUCACCGGGACCGGCCAGUCGUAACGGUGGUCUGGGUCGACGGUUGAGCCCUACGUAUGGCUACUCGAACCUCGGCAGCCCGACCCGAUCAUCGACCCGGACAUCCAACACCAACCUCGAAGAAGACCAGCCUCGUAGUACGGAGCCGGCGGAGAACUGGAAGCGGGCCGCGGAAGUGACCAGCCAGUUGAAGGCGAGGAUCGAACAGAUGAAGGUACGACAGGGGCUUUCACGACCUCCCGCUCAACGUUAA